AUGUCUUAUAUAUGGGUUCUUGCUGGUACGCUGCCUCCUGGCCAAUGGGUUUUAUUGCCCUCUGUUCCUCCGGCAGCUAGUCUGCUUCCUCCUAGGAAUGGUCUGCUUCCCCCUGGAAAUGGUGUUCUCCCUCCUGGGAAUGGCCUGCUCCCUCCUGGGAAUGGUACUCCUGGAUCACGGUUAGAAGAAAAGGUCUCUUCUCAGCCACCUACCGCUAUUUCAGCCACUAAGACCGUGUAUCUACUUAAUCGACUAGUCACCAACACUUCGCUAGCGCUUCAAGGGUUCUCGCUUCCAGCGGAAAAGAUUAGUGAAGGUUCAAUCUGUAUACCAGAGACCAUCCCCCGAGUUUCAGACGCGGAGCGCAGAAACGCUAUGAACAAGGUUGAUGAAAUUAAUGGUCGUCUAAUGGACCGAAACAUUUCUGGAGAGCGAGAUGUUGGGCUAGGCCUUGUUCAUUGCCAAGAACUCAUUGAUAAGUGGAAGAUGAUUAUUACUACUCUAGAUCCACGACUCCAGGCAAAGGGGGAUGAGCAGACGAGAGAAUGCAUGACUGCGCUUUCUGAUGUAUGCAAUGAACGUCAAUAUCCAAGAGGGUGGACCAGACUGCCCCCUAGCGAUGAGGAAUUGUAG
Penicillium samsonianum is the source of this 633-nucleotide messenger RNA. RefSeq lists its product as uncharacterized. Lineage: Eukaryota; Fungi; Ascomycota; Eurotiomycetes; Eurotiales; Aspergillaceae. Bases 1 to 633 code for a protein of 210 amino acids. The transcript is spliced from 4 exons. The record is from RefSeq and is a predicted model, not a curated record.